UUGCCAGGGCAGAGAGAGGGAAGGAGACGCUGAGAGGGAGAGAGAGAGAGAGAGGGAGAAGGAGACGUUGGGUGACUUGGGUCAGAGCAGGUAGGUGCACUUUCAAUGCAGCUGCGUUUCCACCACCCUCUGCCAAAUUCGAAAUGGAUAGCCGUUGCCUGUAACAAAGUAACCUGUGGAGAGGAGCAUGAAUCCUCUGCAGCUGCGCCGAUUCUCAAUGUUAACCCAUUUCACGAAGAAAGAUGCUAAUUCUGUCCCUCUUGGUGUUUCUGGAAGAAGGAAUUCUUCUCCUCUUCCACUGCCCCAUCGCACGAUUCCUGAACUGAAAGGCCAGGAUCUCGACUUCGUGAAUGUCGCUCACAGCCAUCUCAUCCACACCGAUUGGGCUAAACUCAAUGUGUUAGCUUCCGGUUUAACCCCAUUUAGGAUCAAGCACAUCCUCUUGAAAAUUCAGAAAGACCAUGUCCUCUCUCUGGAAUUCUUUGAUUGGGUCAAACUCCAAAGACCCAAUUCGUACACGCUUGAAACCCAUUCCAUAAUCCUCCACAUUCUCACCAAGGCAAAGAGGUUUGCUAUCGCCGAAUCUCUUUUGAAGAAAACCGUCAUCCCGAAAACCAUCAAUUCUGCUUCCGAGCUAUUCGAUUCCGUACUCUACUCCUAUCGCUUGUGUGAUUCAUCUCCCCGUGUAUUCGAUUCACUCUUCAAAACAUACGCUCACAUGAAGAAGUUUAGGAAUGCUACGGACACAUUUCGUCGUAUGAAAGAGUACGGUUUUCUCCCAACCAUCGAAUCUUGCAAUGCGUAUAUGAGCUCUUUGCUCGAUUUGCAUAGGACAGAUAUCGUUCUAGCCUUUUAUAGAGAAAUGAGCCAUUGCCAAAUAUCUCCGAAUGUAUAUACUCUCAAUAUGGUUAUUUCCGCUCUUUGUAAAUCUGGAAAGCUCGAAAAGGCUAUAGAGAUGUUUAAGGAAAUGGAGAACAUGGGCUGUAGACCAACGGUUGCCACUUUCAAUACAUUGAUUGUUGGACAUAGUAACCAAGGGCUUCUGAGCUCGGCCAUGAAGCUUAAAACCACGAUGCCCAAGAACGGUUUGCACCCGAAUGUUGUUACAUAUAACAUACUUAUCCACGGAUUCUGCAAGGAAGGAAAAUUACAUGAUGCGAAUAAGCUAUUUAGUGAGAUGAAAGCCAUGGAUGUGAAGCCUAACACUGUUACUUACAAUACUUUGAUAAACGGAUACAGUCAAAUGAAUAAUAGUGAGAUGGGUUCUCGGCUUUAUGAGGAGAUGAUUAGGAAUGGGGUUGCUGUCGAUAUUCUGACAUAUAAUGCCUUGAUUUUGGGACUUUGUAAGGAGGGGAAGACAAAGAAGGCCUCAUCUCUGGUGAAAGAACUCAAUAGGCAGGAUCUAAUUCCUAAUGCCUCGACAUUUUCUGCUCUUAUUGGCGGGCAGUGCAAGAGGCAGAACUCUGAGCGUGCGUUUCAGCUUUAUAAGAGCAUGAAGAAGAACGGUUGUCAUCCAAACACGGACACUUUUAAGAUACUGAUAUCAACGUUCUCUAAGAAUGAGGAUUUUGGAGGAGCGGUUCAAGUCUUGUGGGAAAUGUUGGAGAGAUCAAUGGCUCCUGACGCAGCUGUGUUGACGGAGCUCUUUGAGGGCCUCUGUAGGCGUGGAAAAACUGACAUGGCCAUGCGGCUGUGCAUGGAGUUGGAGGGGAGACAUCUCUUGCCAGAUGGUUUUGAUAAAGUUAGUAUUAUUGGUUUUCAAUCUCAAACUGUUACAUGAACAAUUUUAUAAAUAUUUGUUUUCAAUCUUCAAAAAAUAUAUAUUUUUAUUUUCAA
Messenger RNA from Magnolia sinica, 1836 nucleotides. RefSeq names its product pentatricopeptide repeat-containing protein At4g26680, mitochondrial-like. The transcript is spliced from 2 exons. Gene Ontology annotation, molecular function: protein binding. Lineage: Eukaryota; Viridiplantae; Streptophyta; Magnoliopsida; Magnoliales; Magnoliaceae. The record is from RefSeq and is a predicted model, not a curated record. The coding region runs from base 188 to 1780 and encodes 530 amino acids.